Molecule: messenger RNA, 926 nt
Organism: Striga asiatica
Lineage: Eukaryota; Viridiplantae; Streptophyta; Magnoliopsida; Lamiales; Orobanchaceae
Source: the annotation of a GenBank genome assembly
CUUCAGGGUCGCCAACGUCAGCACGGCCCAAUCUUAUGUUUGGGCCUCCCAAAUUCUCGGGCCCAAAACCACACUUUUAACUCUUACCAAAUUCUCUCUAUUUUCUCGGAAAAAACAAAAAAUGGCAAUCUCGGUCUUGAAAGCCCACAUUCUCCGGAAACAGAGCUCCCUGCACCAGCUAUGGCCGCUCAGCGUAACCAACGGUGGUCUCCGCCGUAGACGAUCCAACGAGUUUCCUCUUCUUCCUCUACUCUCACAUCCCAUCCAUUUUCGCUCUCAUCCUCUUCCAGUUCACAAUUGUUCUCGCACUCCUCUCUCUACUUUCCUCCCUGUGCUCCGACGUCGUUUGCACCAUCUAUCGUGUUCCAUGUCCUCACCGGAGGCCGACGGUACCUCCGCCGCCGGGGACAAAACGGUGAAGGUGGUGAUCAAGGGUAGGGUUCAAGGAGUGUUCUACAGGAAUUGGACCAUCGACAAUGCAAAGGAAUUGGGCCUGAAAGGUUGGGUCCGAAACCGUAGGGACGGGUCUGUGGAGGCCCUGUUCUCGGGAAGCCCAGAUAAGGUUCAGGAGAUGGAGCAGCUAUGCAGGCGGGGCCCGCCCGAUGCUAUAGUAACGGGCCUACAGGUUGUCCCCUGCAGUGAUGAUCCUGGGCCCACGUUCGAGCGUAAGCCAACUGUUUAAGCAGAUUAUAUGCGGUUUGAAGAUAAAUAGUGUAUUAUAUUGAUUCCCAUUUUUAAUAGUAACUCUGUCUUGGUAGUCUUGUGAGGAUAAUGCAAUGUAUGGAUAUGUAUUAUGUACUGUGGUUUUAUGAUAGUUAUUAAUAAAAGUCAUUUUUGGGAUUUAAUUCUGACAGACUAUAAGCUUGUGUGGAUAUCUGUAUAUUGAAUGGUGAAUAGGGGUGUAAUUGUAAAUGAGUCGAGCCAAG